Trichoderma citrinoviride is the source of this 816-nucleotide messenger RNA. RefSeq lists its product as hypothetical. The record is from RefSeq and is a predicted model, not a curated record. Lineage: Eukaryota; Fungi; Ascomycota; Sordariomycetes; Hypocreales; Hypocreaceae. The transcript has 2 exons. Bases 1 to 816 code for a protein of 271 amino acids.
AUGACGGACGACACUUUCCAAUUGAGCUCGUACAGCCAGCUCUGCAUCGACGCUCGGCUAUAUGACGAGAGCCUGAUGUACGAAGAUGCUCAGAUGGGCGAAGCGAACCUGCCGUAUGACAACUGGUUUUCCUUCGAUAUCAACGGCCACGCUGCCAUGGUAGACGCUUCAAAGCUCUGCGAUCCACAGCCUGUGUCUCUGUCCGGGGGCUCAGAAGGGGGCUCAGAAGCGAGCUCCCCCGCAUCGCCGACCUCGACAGACUCCUUUUACACACACCAGACCUCGCGGGACCCCAGCUUAUCUUACUUCCCGCCAUAUGCAAGCGCCAGCACGCCUGCGUCGUCGGCCUACAGCAGUCCGGAUGCCACCACUGGCCAAGAAGCGGCCUCGCCCUCGGAAUCGCCAACGUUUGCCUCAAGUGGCCGCGACUAUCCAGUUUGCUGCCUCCACCCUGGCUGCGAUGCGAAGCCCUUCAAGCGUCGCGCCGAUCUUGACCGUCACUACAAACACAAGCACGCUCCCUCUUCUCAGAAGGACUCGUAUCACUGCGAUUAUGCCCGCUGUGGCCGGCGUCGCGAUCCCUUUCACCGCCGCGACCAUUUCCGCGACCACCUGAGAGACUUCCACAAGGAAGACAUUGAGAAACGUGGAGUUGCCGCCAAGGAAGACUGGUUCGAAGGCCGCAAUGCUUCACACACCUGGUGGCGGUGCACCAAGUGCCUCAAGAGAGUCUACAUCAGCCGCCAGGGUUACGAAUGCCCUACUUGCAAGACAUCCCUGCAAGCAAAGCGAAAAGAGAUUCGCCGGCGAGAGUAA